AUGCCUGGAGUCUCCCCAGGCUACGGUCAACCGCAGUCCGCCGCCGGUCCCAUCAACCUCUCGGGCCUCGUCUGCAAUGUGCGCCGCACCACCGGCCGAGAGCCACACCCCCUGGUCGGGGCUACCACCACCAUCCUCGGCGAUCGCCUCUACGUCUUUGGCGGACGCGUCCUCUCCAAGAGUCGCCCGCAGUUGACGUCGGAUAUCUACGAGCUGGACUUGAUCCGCCGUCACUGGUCCAAGAUUGACGCCUCCGGCGACAUCCCCCGCCCCCGAUACUUUCACAGCAUGUGUGCGCUGGGCGACAACAAACUGGUCUGCUACGGCGGCAUGUCCCCCGCCCCCAGUCCGCCCGCGGAGGCGAUCCCCGCCGGCCAGGACGCCCAGCCCGAGGUCGUCGUCAUGUCCGACAUUCACAUCUUCGAUGUCCCCUCCCGCGCCUGGAUCCGUGUGCCGGCCACCGAUUCGCCGCAGGGUCGAUACGCCCACUGCGCCACCGUCUUGCCCUCCACCGCCCACUUCACCUCCGCCAGCGCCCCCUUGUCUGCCAUCCAGCAUAACCCCGCCUCGGCGAACCCCCACCAGGGCUCCAUCGGCGUCGACAUCGAUGGCUUCGGCGGCGCCGAGAUGGUCGUCGUCGGCGGCCAGGACAGCACCAACCACUACAUCGAGCAGAUCAGCGUCUUCAACCUGCGCAGCCUGAAGUGGACCGUCACCACCUCGCUGGGCCGCAGCUGCGGCGCCUACCGCAGCGUCGUCGCCCCGCUCGUCGGCAUGAAGGUCUCCGACAUCGGCUCCGCCGCCGCCGACCGCGAGACGUCCGAUCCGUCGCCGGAGGACGACACCGACGCCGAGGGCUGUCCCAUGCUGAUCUACUCCAACUACAACUUCCUCGAUGUCAAGCUCGAGCUCCAGGUGCGCCUGCCGGACGGCCGGCUGGUCGAGAAACCCAUGCAGACCCACACAUCGCCCCCUGGGCUGCGCUUCCCCAGCGGCGGCGUCAUCAACGGGCACUUCGUCGUGAGCGGCACCUAUCUCACCUCCUCCAAGCAGGAGUACGCCCUCUGGGCGCUGGACCUGAGGACCCUCACCUGGGGCCGCAUCGACGCCGGCGGCUCGGUCUUCGGCCAGGGCAGCUGGAACCGCGGCGUGCUGUGGCCGCGCCGCAACACCUACGUCAUCCUCGGCCACCGCAAACGCAGCCUCGUCGAGGACUACAACCACCGCCGCAUCAACUUCUCCCACACCUGCCUCGUCGAGCUGGAGGCCUACGGGCUGUACAACAACCCCUGCCGCACCGCCCCGACCAGCGGUUACAUCUCGCACAGCGCGCCGGCGGUACCCGCGUCGCUGCAGCGGAAGCUGGCCCAACUGACCUCGGGCGGCCGCCCCUUCUCCGGCGGAUCCGACGAGCUCGGCCAGCUGGCCCAGAGCCUACCUGAGCUGGCCGACAUGGAGCUGCAGGCCAUCGGCGGCGAGCGCAUCCCCGUCAACUCGCGCAUCCUGACGCGCCGGUGGGGGCCCUACUUCAUCCAGCUCCUCCGGGCGUCGUGCGACAGCGGCGCCUCCGACGCGGCCACGCUCCGCCCCGCGCUCCACAUGUACCCCAACCGCAACUCCAGCAUCACCAUCACGCCGUCGAUCGGCCAGAACAGCAGCUACUCCACCGCCACCACCCUCGUCAGCCACCCCAACGCCCCCUCCGCCAAAUCCCUCCUCGCCAACCUCGAGAUCCCCUCCGCCCACUCCCUCCCGCCCACCUCCCGCCUGCGCGUCCUUUACCUGCCCCACACCGCCCUCACCCUCCAGGUCCUCGUUCACUACCUCUACACCUCGUCCCUGCCGCCACCGGGCUCCGCGCUCUGCACGCCCCAGAUCCUCUGCUCCCUCCUCCAGCUCGCGCGCCCCUACCAGGUCGACGGCCUGCUCGAAGUCACCGUCGAGCGCCUGCACCAGGUCCUCGACGGCCGCAACGCCGCCGCCGUCUUCAACGCCGCCGCCAUGGCCGCCGGCGGCGGCCGCGGCACGGGCUUCAUCAGCGGGCCCGGCGGCACGCUCGAAGCCCUCAACGACGCGCACGCCGCCCGCGACUCCGCGACAGGCGGGCGUAACACCACCGGCCCCGCCACCCACACCUCCAGCCAAAGCCGCUUGACCUCCGACUCCUCGGACACCGAACACGGCACCGCCUCCGGCGUCUCCGCCGCCAGCAGCGCCAGCGGCACCUCCGGCUCCCGCGGCAUCCCCCUCCGCAUCAACACCAACAUCUUCUCCCGGCGCCGCGGCACAGCCACCACCACCACCACCACCACCACCGCGGCCAACACCGCCACCACCCCCGCCGACCGCGACCGCGAAGACUCCAUCAGCAACGCCAGCACCUCCACCUCAGCCUCCACCAACACCAGCUUCGACCACUCCGACUCCGACAUCGGCGGCGACGAGCACCACAUGCCGCGCCACAGCCACGCGCGCUCCCGCCGCGACACGGACGCGGCGAUGCGUCCCGAGCGCGAGAUCUGGACAGCCGACCUCAGCAGCGUUAUUGGAUUGCAGAAGCGCGGCCUCCGCGGUCUCAUGGAGGGUCGUCGUUUGCGCGAACGCAGCUCGAAGCCGGGAAGUACCGGCGGGCCGAUGGCUCUCCCUGUGGAUGGCGCGAGUAGUAGUUUGGGCCACAAUGGGAGUAAUGGGGGGUUGACUCCUGGGGGGGUUGUCGUGUUAUGA
This is a messenger RNA of Aspergillus candidus, 2724 nucleotides long. RefSeq names its product putative regulatory protein Ral2. The transcript has a single exon. NCBI's taxonomy places the organism in Eukaryota, Fungi, Ascomycota, Eurotiomycetes, Eurotiales, Aspergillaceae. Gene Ontology annotation, cellular component: mitochondrion; cytosol. Gene Ontology annotation, molecular function: protein binding. Gene Ontology annotation, biological process: cell redox homeostasis. Bases 1 to 2724 code for a protein of 907 amino acids. The record is from RefSeq and is a predicted model, not a curated record.